Xiphophorus hellerii (green swordtail) is the source of this 757-nucleotide messenger RNA. Its product is annotated as sulfotransferase 6B1-like. The transcript has 6 exons. The record is from RefSeq and is a predicted model, not a curated record. Gene Ontology annotation, molecular function: sulfotransferase activity. The annotation marks the transcript as partial. Lineage: Eukaryota; Metazoa; Chordata; Actinopteri; Cyprinodontiformes; Poeciliidae.
UAUCUCCUUCUGUGUGCAGGAUUUAACUGGAUGGUUGGAGUCACGAAGAUCAUUGCAGAAGCCACCCAGAUGAAGAAUGAAUCCAAGAUGCCUCCGCUGAUCGAGUUCUUUGGCCCAGAAGUCUUGAAGGCCGUGGUUGAAGCUCCGUCUCCGAGGUUUCUGGGAACUCACCUUCAUCCAGACAUCAUGCCGUCCUCCUUCAGCGAGAAGAAAACAAAGACGGUGGUGGUCUUCAGGAACCCAAAGGACACUUUGGUUUCCUACUAUCAUUUCUGCAACAACAACCCGGUUCUGCCGUCUGUGGAGUCCUGGGAUUCUUUCUUCUCCCAGUUCAUGAAAGGAGACGUUGCCUGGGGCUCGUACUUUGACCACGCCUUGGCCUGGAACCAGAGGAUGGACGACCCCAACGUCUUGGUGGUGACCUAUGAGGACCUGAAGCAGGAUCUCGGCGCAGGGAUCCGGCGGAUCUCCGGCUUCGUCGGCUUCAGCCUGACGGAGGCUCAGGUGCGGCAGGUGGCAGCGGCCAGCACCUUUAACGCCAUGAAGGAGAGUUCAGCCAACUCCCACGGCAACAUGGGAAACGUCAUCUUCAGGAAAGGUGAGGUUGGAGACUGGAGGAACCAUUUCAGUCCAGAACAGAGCCGAGAAAUGGACGAAGCUUUCAACAAACACCUGGCAGGAACAAAACUGGGAGCAAAGCUGGACUACCAGCGUCACUGUCAGUAGGAAACAGAGACGGGAAGAAGAAGAACAAGAA